UAUUACCUACCUCUUCUCGUUUGAUCUCUACCUAGCUUCUUAUCUACACUUGCUAGCUAAGCUAACACUAAGAAGCAGACAUGCCUCCAGCAGCAGGAAUAGCAUGUCUUCCUCUGUAUGUUCCCUCCUCCCCAACUUGUUCUGCUUCAGUGGUCGUAACAAGAACAACUACCCCAAGAACCUCCUCCUGGGGUUAUGCUCAAAAGCCUCCUAGUAAGAUCAUGAAGAUUACAAGAUGGAGAUGCAGGGCAAGAGCUCCUUCUAGCGGAUCUGACAUCACAGACUUUGAUCUCUACGAUCUUAUGGGCAUCCAUAGCUCUUCGGAUCACUCUGAAAUAAGAAAAGCAUAUCGGACACUCCAGAAGAGGUGUCACCCGGACAUCGCUGGCGCAGCAGGCCAUGACAUGGCCAUCAUUCUCAAUGAAGCAUAUGCUCUUCUCUCUGAUCCUAAUCAACGCCUGGCUUAUGAUAAGGAGCACUCGAAAAUUGCAGAGCUCCGAGGUUACUCAGGGAAGCCUCUUUACUCGUCAUGGUUUGGUUCAGAAACCGAAGAACGAGCAGUUUUCGUGGAUGAAGUCAAGUGUAUUGGUUGCUUGAAAUGUGCGUUAUGUGCUGAAAAAACUUUUGCAAUUGAAUCCGUGUAUGGAAGAGCCAGGGUCGUCGGACAGUGGGCUGACCCUGAACACAAAAUAGAGCAGGCUAUACAGGCUUGUCCUGUUGAUUGCAUCUCGGUUGUGGAGAGGUCAGACCUAGCAGCUCUGGAAUUUCUAAUGUCGAAGCAGCCACGUGGCAAUGUAAGAAUAGGAAUGGGGAAUUCAGCCGGUACACGCGUCUCCAACAUCUUUGUUGAGGUGAAAAAAUUCCAGACAAGAUUCCAAGAUGCAAAACAGAAAGCUUCUGCACAGAGUUUUAAUGAGACAGACUUGCAAAGAGAAGCAAGAGUGUCAGCAAUUCAAGCCAUCAGAUCCAUCUCCAACUGGUUGUAUUGGACACCCUUUGCAAGUGCAGGUGAAACCAGUUCCAGAAGUACAACAAAGCCUCUCCCAUAUUUAAGACUACUUACCGCACAUAAAGAAUCCAGCACAGAAUCUGAACCAAACAUUGGCAAGAUCAGAGAUGCAGCUGCUGCCAGGAAACAACCAAAAAGAAACAGCAACCGCCGAACCUCUGCAUUGAAUGGUCACACAAGUAACCCAGGUGAUGAUGACUAUUGGACUCCAUUGAGCAAUGCUCUUCCAGCUGCUGCCUCAACCUCCCAAAGCAACUCCAACGUCUCGAGAUCAUCAGAACCUAAUUCACCUGCAGCAGGUAUUGGUGGCACAAGAUGGAAGCAAACAACACCUGUAGGUGAUAACAUUCGAAGAAAGAGCAACCCAAUUAGAUGGGUGGCUCCAAUGGGACCAGCAAUGGUUGCUUCAUUUCUUAUAGCUAGAUUACAAGGAGAUGAAGUUGCAACAGUUAACGGUAGUACUGGUACAGGUGGUGGUGGUUUGACAGAACAUGUAUAUGGCUCUUUAGCACUGGACAUAGUCAACAGCUCUUGGUUACAGAUCAUAUUGGCGGGGAUUACCUGGUAUAUAAUUGGAAUGAUAAUUGUAGGACUUGCAGAUGCCAUUCAAAGUAGGGAAAGUUAGGAGAGAUUGAUUUAUACUUCAAUAUUACUGUAAUUAUAAAGCACACUACAGUUAAGUACACACAUUUAGCAGAUCAAUGAUAAGUUGUUAUCUAUAUAGUCCACACUGUAAUUUUUCAUGUUUUCUGUAGGAACUUUCAGUAGCAAUGAAAAUUUGGUUUGUUAUCGACUUC
This is a messenger RNA of Rosa rugosa (rugosa rose), 1806 nucleotides long. Its product is annotated as chaperone protein dnaJ C76, chloroplastic. The coding region runs from base 81 to 1634 and encodes 517 amino acids. Lineage: Eukaryota; Viridiplantae; Streptophyta; Magnoliopsida; Rosales; Rosaceae. The transcript has 4 exons. The record is from RefSeq and is a predicted model, not a curated record.